Molecule: messenger RNA, 1177 nt
Organism: Pseudonaja textilis
Lineage: Eukaryota; Metazoa; Chordata; Lepidosauria; Squamata; Elapidae
Source: RefSeq, a predicted model, not a curated record
GAUAAAGAUGCGUGGGUAAUGUCUUCAUUCUGCUGCUAGCUAAACUUUAUUUUCCUGCUGUCACCAUUUGGUAAGAUCACUUGACUAUCUGGGAAAAGAAUGUUUCAGAACUUUACACCUGAUAAUAAAGGGGAAGAGAAGAAUACUGGCCACUCCAUACAUGCCUUGAUCACAGAGAUUGUGCCUACUGCUCAUGCAGCCAAGAUAAAUGAGACUCAAGAUUCAUUGCCAGAAGAGAAGGCUCUGACAAUAUUGUUAUAUAUUACUCUACCUUUCUCUGUUUUUGGACUUUUCAGCAAUGGAGCUGUUUUCUGGUUUCUCUGCUGUAGAAUCAAAAACACUAAAUACACAGUAUACGUACUGAAUUUAGCCAUUGCUGAUUUCAGUGUCCUCUUCUGUCACGUCACAAACCUUUUUAUCAGUUUAAUUGUAUGUGAAUGUGUUAUUUUUGAUGUGUAUUUCUAUAUAGCAUUUGAUAUCUUGUCUUUUUGGGGAUUCAAUAUCAGUUUUUUCCUAUUGACAGCAAUUAGUGUGGAGAGGUAUGUGGGGACCUUUUUCCCUCUCUGCUAUCGUUUUAAACGGCCAAAGCAUCUUUCCACCAUACUGUGCACUGUCCUGUGGGGCCUCUCCUGUGUCAUGGCAGGAAUGGACUAUAUAUGUUGGCAGAAAUACAUUUUGGGAGAUAUUUGUCCUGAAAAUUCAGUCAUUGUCACUGUUCUCAUGCUAUUUUUGCCAGUUAUGAUCUUUUGUAGCUUCAGUCUGUUUAUCAAAAUAUUGAAGAUAAAAUCUCCAGCUCGCUUUUAUCGUACUAUCCUUUUCACAGUCAUUCUCUUUCUUAUCUUUGCUAUGCCUCACAAGAUCCUUUCUCUGAUAGAAUACAUGCAGCCAACACUGCCCAUAAAUGAGACCAUCAUUCGUAGCUUUUCCUUGCUUAAUGUAAUCAACAGCAGCCUCAAUCCUUUUGUUUAUUUUUUUGUUGGAAGACAGAAAAGGUGUCGUUCCAAGGAACCCUUGCAGGUAGUGAUCUAUAGAUCCUGCAAUGAUGAAUCCCUGGGUCAUGCAAGCAGUGAACCAGUGACUGAUUCCCACUAAAAGCAGCUUUCUACAGAUCCAUUUGGUGAAAACUGAUUGAUUCAUUCAAAAGGCUGCUUAUGAAGGUCUCUAACACAUUCCAGGA